Molecule: messenger RNA, 1917 nt
Organism: Chlorella variabilis
Lineage: Eukaryota; Viridiplantae; Chlorophyta; Trebouxiophyceae; Chlorellales; Chlorellaceae
Exons: 10
Coding region: 1-1917 (638 amino acids)
Cellular component (GO): Golgi membrane
Molecular function (GO): hexosyltransferase activity
Source: RefSeq, a predicted model, not a curated record
AUGAGGUCCCCCAGCAAGCCCGGCGGCUCUUCGAGCAGCCUGGGCAGCUUGCUCAUCGCGUGCGCGGCGACGCUAUUCAUCGCGUCCAGAUUAUGGGUCAGCAGUAGAGAUGUAGUGCACCUGGUGAGCUGCGCCGCCGCUGCCGCCGCGGGAGAGCGCGCGGAGCUGGCGGCGACGCAGGCGCUGGCGGCGCAGGCGGCGGCGGCGGCGGCGGCGGCCAGGCUCUCCGACUCGUCGCCCGCGGGCGCCGAGGGCAGCAACCCGGCGCUGCCGGCCGGCGGCGGCGGCGGCGAGGGCGAGGAGGGGCAGCCGCUGCUGUUCUAUUCUGUGCGCAGCCAGCACCCGCUGGGCAGCGAGGCCGCUGAGCUGGCAGGGCCUCGCCUUGAGGAGGACCCUCUGCCGCUGGGCGUGGACCCUGAGGGCCGCCUGCUGGGGCAGGUCAACUCUGUUGAGGCGGGAAGGGUGCACGGCUGGGCGUGCGUCAGGGGCAGCCUGGCCGCUGACCUGGCGGUGACGGUGUAUGUGGACGGCGUGCGGGUGGGCCAGUCGGCCGCCACGCUGCCCACGCAGGCGCAGCCGGUGCGCCAGCUGUGCCAGCUGGACGCCACCAGCGCGGCGGCGGCCGCGCAGCAGCAGGCGGCGCUCGCCGUGCCGGGCGGCGGCGGCGUGGGGUUUGUCGUGCCGCUGCCGCCGCUGCCCCAGGGACUACACGUGGGCCUGACGUCGCGCGCGCGUCGCGACAUGCUGCGCAAGACCUGGGUGCCGUCUGGGCGGCUGGGCGAGCUGGAACGGGAGCUGGGUGUGCGCAUCCGCUUCUUUGUGGGCUACUCGCAGCAGCGCGGGGACGCGGUGGAGGCUGAGCUGGCGGAGGAGGCGCGGCAGCACGGCGACAUGGAGCGGCUGGCGGUGCAGGACGAGUACGGGGAGCUGUCCCGCAAGACCGCGCGCCUCUUCUCCCAGAUGUCCUCCACCGUGCACGCUGACUUCUACUUCAAAAUUGACGACGACGUGGCCGUCAAUGUGCAAGCGCUGUCAGACUACCUGCGGGAGCGGCGCCAGCAGGGCAACCUCUACCUGGGCUGCAUGAAGAGCGGGGAGGUGCUGACGGACAAGCGGUGGAAGUGGUACGAACCGGAGUUCUGGAGGUUUGGGGACCCGGCCGGCAAGGAGAACAAAGUCAACUACAUGCGGCACGCCAGCGGCCAGAUAUACGGCAUGUCGCGCCCUGUGGCCCGCUACAUCGCACAGAACGAGGCCAUCCUGCACCGGUAUGCGAAUGAGGAUGUGGCUGUGGGCGCGUGGCUGGUGGGGCUGGACAUUGUGUACGACAACCAGCGGCGGCUGUGCUGCGACACAGAGUGGAAGUGCACGCAGCAGAACAACAAGGACAAUGUGUGCCUGGCCUUCUCGGAGAACCACGCGCGGGCCUGGAAGAAGGGCAAGCUGCCGUGGUGGGGGCAGAGCGGGUGGGCGGCCUCGUCCAAGGCGCAGGGCAGCACCGCAGACCUCAAGGACGGCAAGGAGGGAGAGAAGCAGGAGGAGGCGGGCGGCGGCGCAGCGGGCGACAAGAAAGAGGAGGCCGGGGCUGGCGGCGCAGCCGGCGGCGCAGCUCAGGGGGCUGGUGCUGCAGCAGCAGCCGCUGGCAGCAAGGCCGCCGGUGGUUCUGCUGCCGGCGGCGCAGGCCACGGCGCAGGCACCGCAGGCGCAGCCGCUGCAGGCACAGGCGCCGCUGGUGGCGCAGCCCAGGUUGCUGCAGGCACAGCGGGUGCUGCCAACACCGCCCAGGGUGCUGGUGGCGCAGCAGCUGCUGCCAACAGAGCCGCUGCCAUCGGCCAGGCCACGAGGAUCGGCGGGAACGGCGGGGCGGCCGCCGGCGGAGCCACCACAGGCGGCGCGGCAGGCGGCAAGACGGCGUGA